This is a messenger RNA of Triticum turgidum subsp. durum (durum wheat), 654 nucleotides long. Lineage: Eukaryota; Viridiplantae; Streptophyta; Magnoliopsida; Poales; Poaceae. The record is from the annotation of a GenBank genome assembly.
AUGAGUCUCUUCGGCUUGGGAAGCAACAGGAACCAAAGGACAUUUAGGCCCAAGAAGAAUGCACCAUCUGGUAAUAAGGGCGUACAGUUGAAGAAACACAUUGAUGCGACAUUAGGAAAUGGUAAUUUGAGAGAUGCUGUACGGUUGCCUCCUGGAGAGGAUCUCAAUGAAUGGCUAGCUGUUAAUACUGUUGAUUUCUUCAAUCAGGUGAACAUACUAUAUGGCACUCUAAUGGAGUUCUGCACGCCUUCCACAUGCCCAACGAUGACUGCCGGAUCGAAGUUUGAGUAUAGAUGGGCCGACGGAGUGCAGAUCAAGAAACCUAUUGAGGUUUCGGCACCAAAAUAUGUGGAGUAUUUGAUGGACUGGAUUGAGGUCCAGCUUGAUGAUGAGUCCAUAUUCCCUCAAAAACUUGGAACACCUUUCCCACAAAAUUUUCGAGAUGUUGUGAAGACAAUAUUCAAGCGCCUUUUUCGUGUUUACGCUCAUAUUUACCACACUCAUUUUCAGAAAAUUGUGAGCCUCAAGGAAGAAGCCCAUCUUAACACAUGCUUCAAGCAUUUUACAUUGUUCACCUGCGAGUUCAAAUUGAUCGACAAGGCUGAACUUGCACCACUUAUUGAUCUUAUUGAAUCGAUCGUGACCGUUUGCUAA